Messenger RNA from Phragmites australis (common reed), 1301 nucleotides. Its product is annotated as SNAP25 homologous protein SNAP32-like. Gene Ontology annotation, cellular component: plasma membrane; SNARE complex. The record is from RefSeq and is a predicted model, not a curated record. Gene Ontology annotation, molecular function: SNAP receptor activity. Bases 279 to 1025 code for a protein of 248 amino acids. NCBI's taxonomy places the organism in Eukaryota, Viridiplantae, Streptophyta, Magnoliopsida, Poales, Poaceae. The transcript is spliced from 6 exons.
UUAGGACACGGCAGAGCAAGCCUCCCACUCCACGCCGAACCCAACGGUCACAUUCCCCUCGCCUCCCUCGCGCCGCCUCGCAUCGCAUCUGCGCGGCUUUGCUCCCCCGCUUCCUUCUCCGGCGGGGCGAAACAACCGGAGGCGGAGGCAAGCAGCGGGUCGUCCUCCCCUAGCGCGUGUUGCCCAGUGAGUACCCCCCCCCCCGCCCCCCUGGCGUCAAACUCGGAAGCUAUCAGUAAGUUGUCUGACCCUCCAGUGCGUGAAGUGAAUAAAUUGAGAUGUCGAUAUCAAUGUAUAAGAAGCAAAGCUCAUUAAGCACUCCUAUCCAUAGGACAAACCCCUUUGAUUCCGACUCUGAUUCUGAUGUGCCCUCAAGACCAUCAAGGGCACAGUCUGUCCCCGUGCAACGCACCGAUCGAUCUGUGCAAGAGUUAGAAGACUAUGCUGUAACCAAAGUGGAAGAAACCUCACGUAAAGUAAAUGAUUGUGUCAGGGCUGCUGAAGCUAUCAGGGAGGAUGCUUCACAAACCCUGCUGACUUUGCACCGUCAAGGUGAACAGAUUGUGCGGUCUCAUCAAGUAGCAUCUGACAUUGAGCGGGACCUUAGUGUGAGUGAAAAGCUUUUGGGAAGUCUGGGCGGUCUAUUUUCAAAGACAUGGAGGCCAAAGAGAAACCAACCAAUAAAAGGACCAAUUUCAGAAAAUAAUUCUUUCGUGAGUACAGCAAACUGCAUGGAACAGAGGCGGAGGCUAGGAAUUGCUCCAACACGUCAAGAAUCUCCCAGUCCUGUACGUCAUUCACCUGCAACUGCUAUGGAAAAAGUUCAGGCUGAGAAAGCAAAGCAGGAUGAUGCACUUUCGGACUUGAGUAACAUGCUGGGACAGCUGAAGGACAUGGCACUCGAUAUGGGCACAGAAAUUGAAAGACAAAACAAAGCUCUGGAUACUUUUGGCGACGAUGUCGAUGAGCUGAACUUCAGAGUUAAAGGGGCGAAUCAACGGGGACGCCGGUUGCUGGGCAAGUGAUACACAAAAACUAGGGAGUCAGACCGUGGAACCACUACACCAAUGCUUUCGACAGCCUUGCCCAAGAUCUGCUGUUUGGAGCGUGUUCCUGCAGCUAGGCCCGCUACCAUGUUAAAGAUUAUUUUAGAAUGCUGUCGUUUACUUGUUUUAGAGCAAAUAGUAAGAUCCUUGUUGUAUUUUGCUAGUACCUCUGGGUGAAUUUUCGAACUCCAGUGUUGUAUAAUGGCCAGGACAAAAUUGGUUGAGAGAAAGGAAAUAAGAGAGUAUUUGACAAGA